Messenger RNA from Brachypodium distachyon (stiff brome), 826 nucleotides. Its product is annotated as DNA-directed RNA polymerase I subunit RPA12. Gene Ontology annotation, biological process: DNA-templated transcription; termination of RNA polymerase I transcription. Bases 122 to 499 code for a protein of 125 amino acids. The transcript is spliced from 5 exons. NCBI's taxonomy places the organism in Eukaryota, Viridiplantae, Streptophyta, Magnoliopsida, Poales, Poaceae. Gene Ontology annotation, molecular function: DNA-directed RNA polymerase activity; zinc ion binding; nucleic acid binding. The record is from RefSeq and is a predicted model, not a curated record. Gene Ontology annotation, cellular component: RNA polymerase I complex.
UCGAACCAAGCCACCGAGGUCAACUCAGACAGAGGUCAGAAGAACAGCAAGGAAAAGGCGCUCCCACCGACCCAGCGACGGGGCGGUGAAGCCGGCGGCGGCGGCGCGGGAGCGAGCGGGCAUGGCUUUCUGGCAGGCGCGCGACUUCCUGUUUUGCAGCGUGUGCGGCACCCUCCUCGACUUCGACUCCGUCCGCUCCGCCUCCUGCCCUCUCUGCGGCUUCAAGCGCAAGGCCAAAGCGAUCGAAGGAAAAGAGACUCGGUACGCGGUCACCGAUGAGGAUAUUAGAAGGGAGCUAAAGAUCGAACCGUUUGUGACCCUUGAAUCAGCACCAAAGAUGGAUGUAAUUGUGCAAAGAGUUGUUGUAGAUGAAACCUGUCCGAAAUGUGGCCAUCCUCAACUCGAGUAUCACACGAAGCAGCUACGGGCAGCGGAUGAAGGGCAGACUGUCUUCUACGAAUGCCCGGAAUGCAGGCACAAUUUCAAGGUCAAUAACUAGGAAAGAACUCAUCAAUCACUUCACGUGUAUGGCCAAAAGAGAAAUGCUCUUGCCAUGAGUUGACAAGCGAUGUUCAAAGGGUUUGCAGCGCCUUCGUCCGUGCUCUAAGCAUGAAUGUUAUCUGGGAUGUGCUAAUCCAUACAUAUGCCAAAAACUUUUGGGCCGAAUCUUUUUGUUAUUGGGGUUGAUCCACAUUUCAAGUACUAUUAGUAUGUAUUUUAUCCAGCUUAAUAGCAUCUCCAGCAGCUUCCCUAAACUGGUCUGGUUUUAGGGAUAGGAGAGAACUUUUUGGGAAAAAAGAUGUUCCUCUCCAGCAGGUUCCCCAAA